This is a messenger RNA of Sebastes umbrosus (honeycomb rockfish), 2931 nucleotides long. RefSeq names its product terminal uridylyl transferase 1, U6 snRNA-specific (gene tut1). Bases 163 to 2550 code for a protein of 795 amino acids. Gene Ontology annotation, molecular function: RNA binding; poly(A) RNA polymerase activity. The transcript is spliced from 10 exons. Gene Ontology annotation, cellular component: mitochondrion. Lineage: Eukaryota; Metazoa; Chordata; Actinopteri; Perciformes; Sebastidae. The record is from RefSeq and is a predicted model, not a curated record.
AUUUUCUAGACGGACUCGGAACAAACGCACACCGGACGCUGGAGCUGGAGGGAGAUUUGAGUCGGAGGCGCAUGGAGAACAAGUUGGCCUCAAACUUGGCUGACGGCUUUAGUUGUUGACUUAUUUCUCGCUUUAUAGUUCUAUUGUACUUGUUUCGCCGUCAUGGAAGCAGACAGAGACAUAAAGACGACACCGAAAGGCUUUCACUGCAGCCUGUGCAACGUCAACUUACCAAACUUGCCAAGCUUGGAACAGCAUGUCAAAGGGCGGAAACACCAGACGUUGAGCACGGUGCGGUCAACCAGGAAGUCCCAGGAGGAUCACAGUGUGUUUGUCAGUGGCAUCAAGCCUGCCAUCUCUCAGACUGACAUAACUGACUACUUCCAGCAGUUUGGGCCUGUUUCAGAUGUCGUCAUGGAUAAAGACAAGGGCGUGUACGCCAUCGUGCAGUUCUUUGAGACGGACAGCAUCCAGGCGGCCCUGUCCUGUGUUGAGCAUCAGAUGAAAGGCUUGAAGCUGCGCGUCAAACCCCGGGAUAAGAAGGAAUUCAAGUUGAUCCCCAAGAAGAAUUCGUCCCAGAACCUACAACAAGUUUUUGAACGUCUCAAACCUCAGCUGUGUCAGUUGGUGACGGUGAAUGCACAGAUGCAGCACGUCGUAGAGCGAUUUCAGCUGGGAGAAAACGAAAAGAAGGCCCGAGGCUUGCUGGUUCAACUCCUGCAGGAGAUUUUCGUAGAGUUUUUUCCAGACAGCCAGAUUCAGCCAUUCGGUUCAUCUGUAAACACUUUCGGCAUCCACUCCUGCGACUUGGACCUGUUCCUGGACCUGGAAAACACCAAGGUGUUCCAGGCCAGUUCCAAGUCCACUGCGGAGCAGACAGGGGAGGGCACGUCGGACGACGGGCGCUCUGAGGACUCCAUCCUGUCUGAUAUUGACCUGUCCACUGCCUCUCGGGCCGAGGUCCUGGACCUCGUGGCAACAAUCCUCAAACGCUGUGUCCCCAAUGUGCACAAAGUCAGCGUGGUCAGUGCUCGCCAACCCGUAGUCAAGUUCCAUCACCGCGAGCUUAACCUGCAGGGAGACAUCACCAUUAACAACAGACUGGCAGUCAGGAACACCCGCUUCCUCCAGCUGUGUUCAGGGAUGGAUGACCGGCUGAGGCCUCUGGCAUAUACCAUCCACUACUGGGCCAAGCAGAAGCAGCUGGCUGGUAAUCCCGGUGGUGCCGGUCCGCUGCUCAACAACUACGCUCUGACGCUGCUGGUCAUCUUCUACCUGCAAAACUGUGAGCCUCCCGUCCUCCCCACAGUGGACCAGCUCAAGGACAUGGCCUGUGAGGAGGAAGAAUGUGUGAUCGAGGGCUGGAACUGCACCUUCACUAGUCAGCCUAUUGCUGUGCCCCCCAGCACCAAUACACAGGACCUCAGCAUCCUGCUCUCUGGCUUCUUCUCCUUCUAUGCCAAGUUUGAUUUUGCCAGUAGUGUCAUAUCUUUAAGGAAGGGGUGUGCACGCCCUAUCAUUGAUUUCCUCAACAAGAAUAAAGAGGAGGAGGCCAUGCUUGAGGAAAACCCCACCAAGACCCAACCACACGGCCCCAAACUGGGCCCCCUAAAUCUCUUAGACCCCUUCGAUCUCUCCCACAACGUAGCCGGAAACCUGAACGAACGCACCCAGCGCAGCUUCCAGCGGGAGUGCCAGGAGGCCGAGAAGUACUGCCGCAGCCUGCAGUACCAGCGCAAAUCCACCAAGGGGAAAUCAUGGGGGCUUGUGCGCUUAUUCACCCCCCACGGGGAGGUCCCGCAGGCCAAAACGGAGCAGAUGACCAUCAGCAUCCCCUUCAAAUCAGCCUCGCUCCCCGAAGCACUGCGCAAUCAGCUGCACAUGGCGGGAGACGGUUUCCGGCUGCUGUGGUUUCAGAAGGUUUGCUCUGCUGUGGAGGGAGUUUUUCAAAGUGUUCUCAGGUGUCACCUCGCUCCCUCCACAGACGCAGAUUCAGUUGGCGAUGCCGCCGCAGAAAUGGAAACUAGUUCCGCUUCCCUCAACGCGUCAAUAAAUGACAGCUACAACAGUGUUGAAUCCCAAAACGAAGGCAGCCCGCCGGGUACGUCCGCGGUCGGUUCCAAGAGGCGGCUGUCUUCUUGCAGCGACGCUUCUGUGUCGCCUAAAGGCAAAAAGCCAAGACUGGCAAGAAGGGGCAAACCCGAGUGCCCUACCUGGAUCUGUGUGCAGAAGCACGUGGUGUGGGCCGGCAGGAGGAAAGUGAGAAGGGAGCUGAUCAAAGACACAGACUCGAGGCCGGAGGGCAGCUGCAUGGAGCUGGAGUCCCAGGUCACAGCUCGUAUCAUUGAAAAAGAGCCGGAGCUCAAGGAGCCCCUGGAGUUCAAGGUCCAGCCACAGUUGGUGGGUGAAACAGAAAGCACCAAGGCAGUGCUCAAGAUGGAGCCAACCAGCGACAAGACGGGAGUCUUUCAGGACUUCUUUCACUUCUUGGAAGUCUUCCUACCGAAGAUGGUAGAGACACUGCUGCAGAAAGAAGUGGGUAGCACUUAAAAUGGCACCUAUUUCACAUAUGUCUCCUUUUAAAUCUAAGAAUUUUCUUUGUUUUGAAUGAAAGGCGCCAUUACUGCUACUUUGUAUUAACCCUUUAGAGCGGGACAUGAAAGAGCAUUUUGUAGUUUUAUGUUGAUCAGCAUCGAUUGUUAUAUUUGUAAAUGUGGGCUUUGCCAGAAUGAUGAGUAAUGUUUUCAUGUAUAUUUGUACUUUUUUUAGUUUGUUUCAGAAUUCCUGAUUAAGCCCUACUGAUAUGUUUGAGACGUGGCUUGGUUUUAGAACAUUUCUGUUUAAAAUAAUGAUGAAGCUUUAAAGGGAAACAUUUGAUGUACACAGCAUCUGAUGCUGUCUUCAAAUGAAUAAAAAAAAGUCUUUGUAAAA